AUGACCUCCAACUCAGAGGGAGGCAAAGAAACUCCCACGACUCAUGCAGGGAAACUGGAGAGAACGGAACAUCCUAGGCGCACGAGGCUCGGCAAACGCAGCAAACACCGAAAGCGCGAACGCGAACGAGAACACAAAUCGGAACAACAACAAAACGAUUCAGGCAACGCCUCGGGCGGAUCGAGAACGGACACGACAGGACACCAACAAUAUAAGAGAAAGAGCAAAAGAUUCAGCAUCACCGACACAACGAACGGAAACACUCCAAAGCACAUCCGCAACGUCACAGAGACUGUCACCUCGCACACCACCACCACAGCCAACGUUACUACCACCACCGCCAAUACCACCCUGGGAGCUGAGAUGGCCAUGGCCAUCGCUCUGGCGGCGCUACAACAGAACUCCACUCAGGCACCUCAAACACCUCAGACUACGAUGACCUUGCCGAACCUGGAAACAAUCCUGGCCGCCUGGGGGAGGGGUACGACACCCGCCGAUGCCGAAUCUGAAGCACUCCCCACUCACCGCACCCAGUCCACUCGCUCUCCCUCAAACGAGGAAGGCAGCAUCGGCACGCAGUUCUCAACCCCGCAACACCAUCCGCAUCAGCAGUAUACGUCACAUCAAACACUCCAGUACAGCCUGCACCGCCAGAGACAACGAAUGCAUCUCACGACCGGGCCCAUGUUGCCCACGGUGUACCCGUCGAUCACAAAGAGCUCCAGAAAAUUUUGCAACAGCGAAGGGAUUCACUCCUACACCGUGUGCAAAUGUGGAAGCGGACGAAACAAAAAGCAGUGCAUACUGUGCGGAGCGAUAGUCACACAUCCCGUCAGCAGGCACUAUAAAAAGAAACACCCCAAUUACGUAUUUGAUAACAAUCACCAACAUUACCCGAAGCCAUACUACUUUUAUACCGAGAGGGCCAGGUUGAAAUGCCCCAAGGAGCUGAGACCACCGAGAGAAUCAGAGAACACGGUCAUGGGAUACUCCCAGGAAUUUGUCGGAUACAAAUAA
Messenger RNA from Diatraea saccharalis (sugarcane borer), 1017 nucleotides. The record is from the annotation of a GenBank genome assembly. Lineage: Eukaryota; Metazoa; Arthropoda; Insecta; Lepidoptera; Crambidae.